Budorcas taxicolor (takin) is the source of this 1590-nucleotide messenger RNA. Its product is annotated as neuronal acetylcholine receptor subunit alpha-7-like. Gene Ontology annotation, molecular function: transmembrane signaling receptor activity; acetylcholine-gated monoatomic cation-selective channel activity. The record is from RefSeq and is a predicted model, not a curated record. Lineage: Eukaryota; Metazoa; Chordata; Mammalia; Artiodactyla; Bovidae. Gene Ontology annotation, cellular component: postsynaptic membrane; synapse; neuron projection. Gene Ontology annotation, biological process: chemical synaptic transmission; nervous system process; signal transduction.
AUGCGCGGCUCGCUGUGCCUGGCGCUGGCAGCGUCGAUCUUGCACGGUAAGUCGCCGGUCUCUCCACCCGUCACUCUUGCUCCGUGGGAUCCCAGGCGCAUCCCAGGCGGCUCGGGGCGCCCCGCGCCGGGCGAAGUGUCCCUCCAAGGCGAGUUCCAGAGGAAGCUCUACAAGGACCUGGUGAAGAACUACAACCCGCUGGAGAGGCCGGUGGCCAACGACUCGCUGCCGCUCACAGUCUACUUCUCCCUGAGCCUCCUGCAGAUCAUGGACGUGGAUGAGAAGAACCAAGUGUUAACCACCAACAUUUGGCUACAAAUGACUUGGACAGAUCACUAUUUACAGUGGAAUGCAUCCGAGUAUCCAGGCGUGAAGACUGUUCGUUUCCCAGACGGCCAGAUCUGGAAGCCAGACAUUCUCCUCUACAACAGUGCUGAUGAACGUUUUGAUGCUACGUUCCACACCAAUGUGUUAGUGAAUUCUUCUGGGCACUGCCAGUACCUCCCUCCAGGCAUCUUUAAGAGCUCCUGCUACAUCGACGUGCGCUGGUUCCCCUUUGAUGUGCAGCAGUGCAAACUGAAGUUUGGGUCCUGGUCUUAUGGAGGAUGGUCCUUGGAUCUGCAAAUGCAGGAGGCAGACAUCAGCGGCUAUAUCCCAAAUGGAGAAUGGGACCUUGUGGGGAUCUUGGGCAAGCGGAGUGAGAAGUUCUAUGAGUGCUGCAAAGAACCCUACCCAGACGUGACCUUCACAGUCACCAUCCGCCGCAGGACUCUCUACUAUGGCCUCAACCUGCUCAUCCCCUGUGUGCUCAUCUCUGCCCUAGCCCUCCUCGUUUUCUUACUCCCUGCAGACUCUGGAGAGAAAAUCUCCCUGGGGAUCACAGUUUUACUCUCCCUCACCGUCUUCAUGCUGCUGGUAGCUGAGAUCAUGCCUGCGACCUCUGACUCAGUGCCCUUAAUAGCCCAGUACUUCGCCAGCACCAUGAUCAUCGUGGGCCUCUCUGUGGUCGUCACGGUGAUCGUGCUACAGUACCACCACCACGACCCUGAUGGUGGCAAGAUGCCCAAGUGGACCAGAGUCAUCCUCCUGAACUGGUGCGCCUGGUUCCUUCGCAUGAAGAGGCCGGGGGAGGACAAGGUGAGGCCGGCCUGCCAGCACAAGCAGCGCCGCUGCAGCCUGGCCAGCGUGGAGAUGAGCGCAGUGGCGGGGCCGCCGGCCACCAAUGGCAACCUGCUGUAUAUCGGCUUUCGCGGCCUGGACAGCAUGCACUGCGCGCCCACCCCUGACUCAGGGGUCGUGUGCGGCCGCGUGGCCUGCUCCCCCACCCAUGAUGAGCACCUGCUGCACGGCGGCCAGCCCUCUGAGGGGGACCCGGACCUGGCCAAGAUCCUGGAGGAGGUGCGCUACAUCGCCCACCGCUUCCGCUGCCAGGACGAGAGUGAGGCCGUGUGCAGCGAGUGGAAGUUCGCGGCCUGUGUGGUGGACCGCCUGUGUCUCAUGGCCUUCUCCGUCUUCACCAUCCUCUGCACCAUCGGCAUCCUGAUGUCGGCACCCAACUUCGUUGAAGCUGUGUCCAAAGACUUCGCUUGA